Messenger RNA from Patiria miniata (bat star), 3087 nucleotides. RefSeq names its product vesicular, overexpressed in cancer, prosurvival protein 1-like. The record is from RefSeq and is a predicted model, not a curated record. Gene Ontology annotation, cellular component: cytoplasmic vesicle membrane. The coding region runs from base 121 to 810 and encodes 229 amino acids. The transcript is spliced from 5 exons. Lineage: Eukaryota; Metazoa; Echinodermata; Asteroidea; Valvatida; Asterinidae.
UAUUGUCAUUGUACACACUAGCGUUGCAUGCGAACGCACGUACGUACGGAUUCCGUACACAGUCUGUGAUCGAACUGUGAUCUUUUUUACCGAACUAUUUUUCACGUUUUGGAUAUUAGAAUGGAUAGGAUCGGUACCAGGAGUGUCUUAGUAACUCUUCUCCUUGUAUUCAUAACACAGGUUUAUGGAGAGCUCUGCCCAAACACCGACAAUGUAUACUGCAACGAGGAUGAGUAUUGCUGUGAUAACCAGUGUUGUCAGAAUUAUAAUGACUUCUACUACGGGGGAUUUUGGAACAUUUGGUAUUUCUGGUUUAUCAUUUUCUUCAUCUUGAUGACCUGCUGUGGCGGCUGCGGAUUCUACCGUCGACGUCAGGCCUACCUGAACCAGAGGAACAGUACCGUGAUCCGCACCCAGCCCAUCGUGGUCCCGCCACCCAGGCCCCAGGCUCCGGGCCUCAUAGGAGUCUAUCCAGCCCAGCCGAUACCCCAGGGGGCCUUCCAGGGCCCACCGUCUUACAAUGAGGCUGUAUCCAAACCGUACCUCUACCCCAAAUCGGAGACAGUGUACCCACCCCCGACCGUACCCGUGAACGGAGCCGUGCCCCCGUCCCAGCCAGGCCCAGCCUAUCCACCGGACGGCGCCUACCCGAACCCAGCCUACCCCCCUCAGCAGACGACCUACUACCAGAGCGGAAUGCCUAUGCCUCAGCCGGAAGGCCAAGUUAGUCCCACGCCGGCCCCUCCCCCCUACGCGGCAGCGACUGCUGGUGAUGCGACACAAGCGACUGCCCCGCCAGCAGCCUCAUGAGUUUGACAACCGCACUUUUUCCCCCUUUUUUUUGUUUCCACCUUUUUUUUAUAUCGAACUAGUGAGUAAGUGCAGUAUAUACAGUCUACAAUUUUUGAAAGAAUAAACUCCACACUUUGUACUGUCAAUAAUUAGAAUAAAAUAAUAACAAAAUGUCACUCAAAGUUAGGGCCAUGUCACAUAAAGCAAUACAUUACAAGCGACUGGCUGUAGACAAUCUCUAAGAAACACAUGUCAUUACAAGUCCUCACAAAUUCAUCACAAGUCCUCACAAAUUCAUCGUGAGUAUUUCAGUUUCAAGUCGAGUCAUGAGCUAUUUCAAUGUAGAAUGCCAUGGUCCAGUGGUUGUGUACAUUGUUUGACUCACGUACAAUGGUACGUAGGUUUGAACCCUGCCAGGAACAUGGUGUUUGUGCCCUUGGGCAAGACACUUAACUACAAUUGCCUCUCUCCACUCGGGAGUAUGAAUGGGUACCUGUGAGGGUAGAGGACUGAGUUUAGGUGAUAUCGGCUGCUGCGUGGUCUCGUGGCCUGAUGAACGGGGGAAUAAUUGUAAAGCACUUUGAGAUUGUUGAUACGAUGGAAAGCGCUAAGUAAGCAUUACAAUUUAAUCAAUGAACUAUGACAAACGCAUUCCUUUGUUAUUGCUCAUCCCAGCUAACUGGUGAUUGGAUUUGUGAUUUUACUUGUAAAUAACUUAUGACACGACUUGUGAUGGAAUACAGCACUGUCUUUUUCAUUUUUAUUUGUCUUUUUAUUUUUUUUCAUUUAAAGAACAGUGAAUUCAUAUACAAUAUAACUUGGAGCAUUUUAACAUUUCAGUAAUUGUAGAUGCUGAAAGAAAAUUUGGAGGUAAAACAGGGGUUCCUUUCAAAAACACCGAACAUAUUUUUGGCGAAAAGGUGUAGAGAGUAUGUGCAUUAUUAGAGUGUUGGAGUACAAGAAUCAUUUCGGACUUGGUUCUCACCCCCAAAAAGUCAAAAUUUUAAGAUGGAAUUUUUUUUAGAGUCUGUUUCAGAGACACGCAAUCGUUAUUGUUAAUCACCAAACCCAUAUAAUCUCCCUAUGUGUGUACUGUUAAUUUUUGUGUACGUAACCAUUUUAAGAUAUAUAUUUUUUCACUUUGAAACUUGUAAAUUGAUACCGAUUAAAAAAAAAAUUGUAAUCUGUCUAAAUUUAUAUCCUUACAGGAAAUUGAGGUUUGUGAACUUAUAUUGCAAAAAAAAAAAUGAAAGUGGCCACGUUAUUGAACUAUACUCUUGGUAUGGAAUUGAACUUGACAGAUUUUGUAGGAUUGAGGAAGGUAGAUCCCAGCUACUGUUGCAUUACAUGGGGCUUGAUGGACCUUGAAACUUGGUAGGUACAAAGAGUGUGCCAGUGGGUUCCUGCAAAGUGGAGGAUUUUGUAGGAUUGAGGAAGCAAUACAGCCCAGUACUUUACAUGGGGCUUGAUGCCUCUUGAAACUUGGUAGGUACAAAGAGUGUGCCAGUGGGUUCCUAGAGCAUGAUGGAUUUUGUAGGAUUGAGGAACCUGCAGGCUAAUUACUUUGCAUGCGGCUUGACACCCCUUGAAAAUUUAACAAAGUUUUAAAAAGUCCUUUAGCUUUUGGGUUGUUAGGGUUCCUUUAAGUCUGAUGUACAAGUCACUAUAAACAGCCUACUACAAAUUGUGAAAAUCGAUUUUCAGAAUUAAGGGGGUGAACAUGUAAAAAAAUACCAAUUUACUACAUUAUUGUACUUAACAAAGAUUGUCUCUAGGUGGGUUUGCACGUUAAGUGAAUGAAAGGUACUGGCUCAUUUUUUUUUUCAAUGAUAAAUAUUUAAUUCUCAUUAAAGGAAUAUUAGGUUAGAUUGUAUUUUAGAUCUGAGGUGUAAUGAUCUCUGUUUUUUUCUUCUUCAAACUAGUAGUUUUUGUCACAUCAGUGAAUCCAAGGUUUUUUUAAUGAUAACAUUCGCAUAAUUCAGUGCAUAUUGUUUUUAAGUGAAUAUUUUCGGUAUAUAGUUUGGCAGUUAUAAGUGUGAUACUGUCAAUUAAAGCCACUUUCAUUGUCACGUGAUGUCAUUGCAUGUCACUCAAUGCCAUUGUCACGUAAAGCAAUUGUCACUUUAAGCCAUUGAGGAAACAAAAUCAGCUCAGACACAGCCUAUGACUCUGUAAUCGAAUCAAGUAAACUUAAAUUUUAAAAAGUAUAAUUGUCACGUUUUUCCUUCAAAUGUUUGAUAUUUUUGCUCUGUAAUUAUUGCAUUUUAAGUAUCUAUGUGUAUAUAUCAGGCACAA